Punica granatum (pomegranate) is the source of this 1823-nucleotide messenger RNA. Lineage: Eukaryota; Viridiplantae; Streptophyta; Magnoliopsida; Myrtales; Lythraceae. The record is from RefSeq and is a predicted model, not a curated record.
CCAGACGCUCACUCCCUCCUCUCCCAUCUUCUUCCUUCGUUCUUCUUUUCUUGGGCAGACAGACACUGAGUACGGACACAGGAAGAAGAACAAGAAGAAGAAAUCUCCCCAGCUUUUUCGUUUCCUCCACUCCGAAUUAUAUAUCUCUCUCUCGCCAUUUUCAAGCUCCAUUUCUGAUCUUCACGAUUCCUUCCUAGAGUACAUUUCUGGGCAUCAACCUCUGUAUUAAUUACAGGAGACAGGGGAGAAGGGGAUAUGAAGAUGUACGAGGAGACUCCGUGCUUUGGUCCUGACAGCAAUCAUCCCUCGCCCAUGGUGGACUCUGCUAUCGACUUUGCCCAUGGAAGCAGCUCUGAAGAAAAGCAGAGGGAACCCGUCUUGAGACUCCCCGUUGAAACCCAACAAGAAGACGAAGACGAAGACGAGCAUCUCCCUAAUAUCGGCACCCAUUUGUUGCAGGAAAUGACUAACAACCCCUGCGACCACCUCUCGUCUUUGAAUUGGGGCUCUAUCACUGCUGCUGCUGCCUACAAGAUGCCUCGGGUCUUCGAUACUAUUGACAAUGAGGUCCAAGGCUUCGGGGCUCUGCCCAACACCUCGUUCCCUCCCACUCCGGCCAUCUUCAACCACUUCACCCUGCAGCCCCAGUCAGCCCCUCUCCUGUUUCCCAGCACGCGAACGGUUCAUGACCCGACGUUCGAUUUGAAUUCGCCGUUGGGCCUGCAUUGUGCUCCUCCUCUUGCACUGGUGAGGGAGUUGUUCCAGUCCCUGCCGUUGAGUGGUGAAGUGUUGUUUGGUGAUGGAGGAGAACACGAUAUCGCCGGUGAAGGGAGAGAAGAAGGGUUGGUUCAGGUACAGAACGGGGGAGCUUCAGAGCUCAGAGGGGGAAGGAAUGGAACGAAGCAACAGCCCGCCAAUGAGAGGGAGAGGCGGAGCCAUAUGAAAGAGAGGUUCAAUGAUCUGAGGAUGAUGAUUCCCAACUCCACCAAGACUGACAGAGCAUCAGUGGUGGGAGAUAGCAUUGAGUACAUCAAGGAGCUCAAGAGGACCGUCGAUGAGCUCAAACUACUUUUGGACAGGAGGAGAUGCGGAAGGGAGAGGAAGGACGGCAAGAGACAAAGAAUGGAUCAGGACCAGGGGGAUGUGAACAGCUGUAUCACCAACAAGCUUCCGGGUGACCCCAACAUGUCCUAUAGCACUGGCCUGAGGAGCUCUAUGCUCCGGAGGAAAUCAAAAGCCACAGAGGUCGAUGUUCGAAUUGUCGAUGACGAAGUCACGGUCAAACUCGUGCUGCGGAGGAAGAUCAACUGCUUGCUUCAUGUCUCGAGGGUACUUGAUGAGCUUCAGUUGGACCUCCAGCACGUCGCCGGUGGCCAAAUCGGUGACCACUACAGCUUCUUGUUCAACUCUAAGAUCUGUGAAGGGUCUGUUUUCGCGAGCACUAUUGCCGGCAAGCUCAUCGAUGCCGUGGAUGGACACUAUGCUGUGGCUCCACCCGACCAAUAGCAGCUUGGAUUGGACUCAAACAUAGGGGUGGCACAGGUCUCAUUUGGGUUAGAAAGCUACAGACUAGUAGAAGGAAUGAAGAAUUCUUGCUUAUCAUCGGUGGUCACCGGUUGAAGAACAAGUAUUCAAUUCAAUGUUUUCUGAUUGCUGUUUUAGGAACCUUUGCCAACAUCAUACUACGAGCUGACUAAUCUUUGGUCGAACAAUUUCCGUUGUUUUGGUUGAUGGCUCUUACUGUAUAUUCAUGUACGAAACUUCUGCAGCCUUAUGCAGUUCUUACACUAUUAGCCCAGUAAAAGUUGCAAACUAUUGCUAGA